CGGUGGGCCGAGGUGAGUGGCCGCCAGGGGUCCCGCCGCCGGGGGUCUCGCCGCUCAAGGCCUGGGCCGGAUCCAGCCCCGCGUCUCCCCGGGAGACCGACCCCCGCCGCGCAGGAUAAAUACCUGGGAGUGGCUUUUCUGGGGCAGCAGGAAUUUUGAACUGCCGUGGAGGUGGCUGCAGUCUGCUCCCCCCGGCCCAGGACAUGGCGGCUGUCAGGCCCGGCCUGGGCCGGAUCGUGCCCGGGUCGUCUGUCCUGUUCCUGUGCGACAUGCAGGAGAAGUUCCGCCACAGCGUCGCAUACUUCCCCCAGAUCGUCAGCGUGGCCGCCCGCAUGCUCAAGGUGGCCCGGCUGCUGGCGGUGCCGGCCCUGCUGACAGAGCAGUACCCCCAGGGCCUGGGCCCCACGGUGCCCGAGCUGGGGGCCGAGGGUCUGCGGCCCGUGCCCAAGACGUGCUUCAGCAUGGUGCCCGCCCUGCGGGAGGAGCUGGACGCCCGGCCCCAGCUGCGCUCCGUGCUGCUCUGCGGCAUCGAGGCACAGGCCUGCAUCUUGAACACAACCCUGGAUCUCCUGGACCGGGGCCUGCAGGUCCACGUGGUGGUGGAUGCCUGCUCCUCCCGCAGCCAGGUGGACCGGCUGGUGGCCCUCUCGCGCAUGCGGCAGAGUGGUGCCUUCCUGUCCACCAGCGAAGGGCUCAUCCUGCAGCUCGUGGAGGACGCUGCCCACCCCCAGUUCAAGGAGGUCCAGAAGGUCAUCAAGGAGCCCGCUCCGGACAGCGGGCUGCUGGGCCUCGUCCAAGGCCAGAACCCCCUCUUCAGGUGACCUCGCGGCCCUGCCUUGCGGGGAGACCGCUCUCCUGUCACCCGGACCUCGGCGGAGGAGCCUCCCCCGUCCCGGCCUCCCGGGAGUGGUGCAGUCCACCCGGAGCACCGCCCCUCGGGGGGAAGGCGGGGCGCUCCCCUGCGG
Choloepus didactylus (southern two-toed sloth) is the source of this 965-nucleotide messenger RNA. It is a transcript of the gene ISOC2, whose product is annotated as isochorismatase domain containing 2. The transcript has 7 exons. Gene Ontology annotation, cellular component: cytoplasm. Lineage: Eukaryota; Metazoa; Chordata; Mammalia; Pilosa; Megalonychidae. The record is from RefSeq and is a predicted model, not a curated record. Bases 204 to 821 code for a protein of 205 amino acids.